This is a messenger RNA of Carlito syrichta (Philippine tarsier), 2699 nucleotides long. RefSeq names its product membrane metalloendopeptidase like 1 (gene MMEL1). Gene Ontology annotation, biological process: protein processing. Gene Ontology annotation, cellular component: plasma membrane. The transcript has 23 exons. The record is from RefSeq and is a predicted model, not a curated record. Lineage: Eukaryota; Metazoa; Chordata; Mammalia; Primates; Tarsiidae. Bases 1 to 2388 code for a protein of 795 amino acids. Gene Ontology annotation, molecular function: metalloendopeptidase activity.
AUGGGGAAGUCAGGGAGCCCCGAGGGGAUGAUGGAGCAAGCCGACCUGUCUGGACGGAAGCGCCCCGCUGUCCUGGAGGGGUGGCUGCUGCUGUUGCUGCUGCUGGCGGCGGGUGCCCUGGUGACCCUGGGCGUCCUCUGUGCUGACGGUAGAGGGAAGCAGCUGCCACCCUUUGCUAGCCGGUGGUGCUUCUCAAAGGAAGAGAAGAUCGCUGUAAAACGAAAACCCCGAGGCUCGGGCGCUGCCUACGCGGCCUGCCAGGCCUCGCCCCCUCCCGCUCCAGCACGACCAGCUGGCGUGGACGAGGUCUGCACCACCCCCGGCUGCGUGAUGGCAGCUGCCAGGAUCCUCCAGAACAUGGACCCAUCCAAAGAGCCAUGUGAUGACUUCUACCAGUAUGCGUGUGGAGGCUGGCUGCGGCGUCACGUGAUCCCUGAGACCAACUCGUGGUACAGCGUCUUCGACGUCCUUCGCCACCAGCUGGAGGUCAUCCUCAAAGGGGUGCUGGAGAAUUCCACCACCAAGGACCGACCAGCCGUGGAGAAGGCCAAAAGGCUGUAUCGCUCCUGCAUGAACAAGAGUAUGAUAGAGAAGCGAGACUCUCAGCCCCUGCUGGACAUCCUGGAGGUGGUGGGAGGCUGGCCGGUGGCCACGGACAACUGGAACACGACAGCAGGCCCCAGGUGGGGGCUGGAGCAGCAGCUGGCCCUGCUGAAUGCACAGUUCAACAGGCAUGUCCUCAUCGACCUCUUCAUCUGGAACGAUGACCAGAACUCCAGUCAGUACAUCAUCUAUGUAGACCAGCCCACCCUGGGCAUGCCGGCCCGGGAGUACUACUUCCAGGAGAACAGAAAACAGAAGGUGCGGGAGGCCUACCUGGAGCUCAUGGUGUCGGUGGCCACGAUGCUGCGGAAGGACCUGGACCUCCCUGAGAACAGUCCCCUGGUGCAGGCGGAGAUGGCGCAGGUGCUGGAGCUGGAGACACGCCUGGCCAACGCCACGGCACCCUUGGAGGAGCGGCACGACAUCACCACUCUGUACCACAGGAUGCGCCUGAAGGAGCUGCAGCGGGAGUUCGCCCUGAAGGGAUUUAACUGGACUCUCUUCAUACAAACGGUUCUAUCCUCUGUCAAAAUUGAGUUGCUGCCAGAUGAGGAAGUAGUAGUCUAUGGCAUCCCCUACCUGCAGAAUCUUGAAAGUAUCAUCAAUGUCUACUCAGCCAGGACCAUGCAGAACUAUCUGGUCUGGCGCCUGGUGCUGGAUCGCAUUGGCAGCCUGAGUCAGAGGUUCAAGGACAUGCAGAUGAACUACCACAAGGCACUGUAUGGCACGACUGCGGAGGAGGUGCGUUGGCGUGAGUGCGUGAGCUACGUCAACAGCAACAUGGAGAGCGCCGUGGGCUCCCUCUAUGUCAAGGAGGCGUUCCCCAGAGAUAGCAAGACCAUGGUCCAAGAGCUCAUCAACAAGGUGCGGGCGGUGUUCGUGGAGACACUGGACGAGCUGAGUUGGAUGGACAAGGAGUCCAAGAGGAAGGCCCAGGAGAAGGCCAUGAACAUCCAGGAGCAGAUCGGCUACCCGGACUACAUCCUAGAAGAAGGGAACAAGCGUCUGGACGAGGAGUACUCUAGCCUAAACUUCUCAGAGGACCUGUACUUUGAGAACAGUCUGCAGAACCUCAAGGCGGGCGCCCACCGGAGCCUCAAGAAGCUUCGGGAAAAGGUGGAUCAGAAUCUCUGGAUCAUCGGGGCCGCGGUGGUCAACGCAUUCUACUCCCCAAACCGGAACCAGAUCGUGUUCCCCGCCGGGAUCCUCCAGCCCCCCUUCUUCAGCAAGGAGCAGCCCCAGGCCUUGAACUUCGGAGGCAUCGGGAUGGUGAUCGGGCACGAGAUCACGCAUGGCUUUGACGACAACGGCCGGAACUUCGACAAGAACGGCAACAUGAUGGACUGGUGGAGCAACUUCUCCACUGAGCACUUUCAGGAGCAUUCGGCAUGCAUGGUCUACCAGUAUAACAAUUACUCUUGGGACCUGGCAGGCCAGCAGAACGUGAACGGAUUCAACACCCUCGGGGAAAACAUAGCCGACAACGGAGGGGUGCGGCAGGCCUACAAGGCAUACCUCAAGUGGAUGGCAGAGGGCGGCAAGGACCACCAGCUGCCCGGCCUGGAUCUGACCUACGACCAGCUCUUCUUCAUCAACUACGCCCAGGUGGCAGCACAGUCCCCAUCCCCUGCAUCCCCUGUCUUUGGCGGGCCCGCUCCGGUGGCCUCCCCCCCCCGCCACCACAGGGUUCUGGGCUCACUGCAGAACCUGGUCGCCUUCGCCGACGCGUUCCACUGCGCCAGGGGCACCCCCAUGCACCCCAAGGAGCGAUGUCGCGUUUGGUAGUCAAGGCUGAGCCGCGCUGCGUGGCCCACAGGCACCCACCCCCUGAGAUGCCCACGGAGACAGUGCAGCCGGUGGGAACCCGCCGCCCUGCACCCCAUGACCACGCCACUGCCAGCGGCUGGAGCACAGUUGGCCCCGAUGCCCGGGAGUGAGCAGUGUCCACUGGGGCUCAGGCACGGCCCCUGGCCCAGCGCCCCUGCAGUGGGGGUCAGCGCCCCCAUCCCAGCCCCGUAGACGUGGCCAACUGUCUCCACCCCUUCUCCAAAGCACCCUGUCACCAAACUUCCAGAACUUCAGACUUGAGCUGAGUA